CAAAAAAGGAAUUGUUAAUUGCCAAGCAUUUGAUCUGAGAGAGAGAGAGAUACAUAGUAAUAAUUCAUUGUAACCUGGCAUUUCCUUAUAUAUGGCGAUACGAUUAGUUAUAUAUACAUAACAUAACAUUCGUGAUUAAGUAAAAUAAAAUUAUUAAGAUGAAUUUUGUUGGAGGUUUAUUAGCAGUGGUGAUGGUGGUAAUGGGUAUGUGGGAAUGUAGUUCACCAUUUCCCAUACCGCCGCAGCAGGUGGCGGACCAUGUCAGCGGGUUGCCCGGACAGCCAUCUGUCAGUUUCAAUCAUUAUGCCGGCUAUGUCACUGUUAACCAACCUAAUGGCAGAGCCCUCUUUUAUUGGUUUUUUGAAGCCAUCAACAAACCACAAAACAAACCUCUCGUCCUUUGGCUCAACGGAGGUCCUGGAUGCUCAUCAAUAGGCUUUGGGCAAUCACUAGAGCUGGGACCUUUCUUUCCUCAGAAAGGGACGAAGCCAGAGCUCAAGUUCAACAACCAUACAUGGAACAAAGCGGCCAAUUUACUGUUUUUGGAAUCUCCCGUUGGCGUUGGAUUCUCAUAUACAAACACAACUAGUGAUCUCAGUCACCUUGGUGACAACAUGACAGCUUCCGAUUCCUACAACUUUUUGGUGAGUUGGUUCCAAAGGUUCCCACAAUAUAAAUCUCACGACUUCUACAUUGCUGGGGAAAGUUACGGAGGCCAUUAUGUCCCUCAGCUUGCGAACCUUGUUGUUGAGAAAAACAAAAUUGCACUUAAAGACCACUUGAUUAACAUCAAAGGAAUUUUGAUAGGGAAUGCAGAGCUGGAUGAUGAAACAGACCAAAAAGGAAUGAUAGAGUAUGCGUGGGACCAUGCGGUUAUAUCGGAUGCAGUGUAUGAUGAGAUUAAGAAAGAAUGUGAUUUCAGUAGCUUAAACUUGACCAAGGAAUGCAAUCAUGGAUUGGAUAAGUACUUUGAUGUGUAUGACAUCAUAGAUAUGUACAGUUUGUAUGCCCCUGUUUGUGUUGAUGAUAACAUUGGUACCACCAUUUCCAAACCCUUUGGUGUUUCCAGAUUUUUAACUAAAAAUAUUGUGAGUUGUAUGGAAGAAGGAGGCCGUUAUCUGGGUACGACCCUUGUGCCUUUUUGUAUACUGAUGUUUAUUUUAACCGAGCGGAUGUCCAACGUGCUCUUCAUGCUAAUGUCACUGGACUUCGUUAUCCCUGGACAAGUUGCAGGUAUGAGCGAUGCCAUUGAGAAGUGGAAAGACGCUCCUUUCUCCAUACUCCCUAUUCUGAGACAACUUAUUGCUGCGGGGCUACGCAUUUGGGUUUACAGCGGAGAUACAGAUGGUAGAGUGCCAGUUACAGCGACGAGGUACAGUUUAAGAAAGUUGGGUUUGCGGGUGAAACAUGAUUGGACUGCAUGGUAUACUAACAACCAACAGGUGGGUGGAUGGACAGUUGAGUAUGAUGGUUUAACGUUUGUGAGUGUAAGGGGAGCUGGGCAUCAAGUUCCUACUUUCAAGCCAAGAGAAGCCCUUCAGCUCUUCCAACAUUUUCUCGAAAACCAAACCCUUCCCUCUAAACCCUUUUGAGUACCAUAUCAUCUAUCUAUCUAUCUCCAUAAAGAAAGAAAGAAAGAAAGAAGGUUGUAAGAACC
Messenger RNA from Striga asiatica, 1657 nucleotides. NCBI's taxonomy places the organism in Eukaryota, Viridiplantae, Streptophyta, Magnoliopsida, Lamiales, Orobanchaceae. The record is from the annotation of a GenBank genome assembly.